CGCUACAUUAUAUUCAGCUAUUCUCUUUUUAAUUUUUUUCUUACACAAUAAGAAAAGCAAGUAAAUCGAAUCUAUUUUGACCAUAAAACAGACCAAAACAGACAGCUGCGUGGGCCGGACCUUCGUUCGUGUUUCGGAGUCAAGCGGAGUUGUUUGUUGUUGUUGUAAAUGUUUUGAAAAAAUGUAUAUUUAAAGAAAAACUAUGUAAAAGUCUUAUGAUAAUACUUUAAUCUCUAUUGUACGAUAAUCUUGCAUGUAGAAAACCAUUCUUUAUUCUAGGUAACAUUGUUCUAAAUAAUGUAUAAAACUUUUUCAUUAAGUUAUCUAACAACCGGUCUUUGUAAGUAAAGUAUUUCGCUUUUAGGCAUUUGGUUUGAUAAUACACUUUUUAAUUAAAUAGAAGACACUAAAACGAUACGAAUAUGUUUAUUUAUAUGAGUAAAAAGAUCGCUAUUCCAAAGCAGGCCAAUGUUACUUGUAUAGCAUGGAAUCACUCUUCGGGAUAUAUAGCAGUUGGUGGAGAGGAAGGAAUGUUAAAAGUUUUAAAACUGGAGUCAGGUGGAGGUGGAAAUUUAUCAAUGAACCUUAGUUUGGAAGGACAUACAGGAGAAUUAAGAGUAGCUGUGUGGAAUGAAGUGUUCCAAAAAUUAACUACAAGUGAUGAACAUGGUGUCAUCAUAGUAUGGAUGCUAUAUAAGGGUUCCUGGUAUGAGGAGAUGAUAAACAACAGGAAUAAGUCAACAGUCACUGGUAUGGCAUGGGGCUCUGAUGGACAGAAAAUCUGCAUUGCAUAUGAGGAUGGGGCAGUAAUAGUAGGCGGUGUGGAUGGGUCCCGGGUGUGGGGCAAGGACAUCAAAGGCCCAGGUCUGUCAGCUGUUCAGUGGUCUCCUGACAACUCAUUGCUACUCUUUGCAUUGUGCAAUGGAGAACUUCAUUUAUAUGAUGAUCAGGGUAAUUUUAUGAUGCCAGUCACAGUUCAAAGUCUAGCAGGAUCAAUGGAUGUGGUGUCAAUGGAUUGGUAUCCUGGAAGGGCACCAGUUAACAGACCUGUUUUGGCGAUAUGCUACAAAAGCGGCAUAAUUUUGCUCAUGAAAAACUGCAUUGAAGAAGAUAGUGUAGUAGUGGAAACCAAUAUGUCAGCAAUUGCUUGUCACUGGAACCACAAUGGCUCGGUACUAGCCGCGGCAGGGACUACCACUGAACAAACCAACGUCGUACAGUUCUUCAGCGCAUAUGGAGAGCAUCUAAGGACCUUACGUGUGCCAGGAGGGUCGAUGCGCGCGUUGUCAUGGGAACGACGGUCGUUAAGGCUUGCUAUUGCUAUUGACUCCUUCAUAUACUUCGCGAAUGUCAAGCCUGAUCACAAAUAUGCCUUCUAUGGAAACACACUCGCUUUCGUUUCCAGUACUGAGACGGUCACUUUUUGGGAUACCGUUACUCAUCAGUCUUGGAUAAACCACAUUCCCGAUGUGAUUGACAUGUGCGGAGUGGAAGAGUAUUGUGUCAUAGCCACACCGAGCAUGCUUAUAAUAUCCAACCAGCAGGGUAUCCAGUGCGAUGCUAAACCAAUAACGAUACCGGUGGCGUAUGUAGCAAUCAACAGCAAGGCCGUGGCAGUGGCUGCGUCGAAAGAAUCCUUCAUCAUUUGGAAGUUUUCUACACCAUCCAGGCCGCGAAGCACGGAACUUGCCUACUAUGCCGACGGGUCUCCGAUAACUUCCGAAGGCGGUUUUCAAGAUGACACAAUAUGUUGUAUCACCUGUUCUGAUAGCCACCUGCUUGUGGGCCGAGACUCGGGCACUAUACUGCUGUUUUCCAUGGUCAAUUUCAAGAAAGUCACUUCUAUCAAUAUGAACUCUAAACCGUAUAGGUUGGGCCUGAACUCCAAUUCUAGCAAGUUCUACGUAAUCGACCAGCCGGGUAACUUGUACCUAUUGGACACGGACAUGGCUAACAACAUCAGUAUUGGCCAAGCCUUGCGGAAGGACGUGUGGAGCGCGUUGUGGGCCUCCGACAACCCGCAGAUGUUGGCAGUCGCUGAAAAGGCUAGGCUUUAUGUCAUGAGGGACACGGAACCUGAAGAACCGCUCAAUAUGCAGGGAUACUUGUGCAAGUUCAAGGAAUUAGAAAUCACUACAGCGCUACUGGACAACGUAACCGAUAAAUGCACGCCUCAACACAUCGUUCGGGUGGAGGUGAAGUCCCUGAGAGACACGAGGCAACUUAUUGAGAAGGUCGGCCUGAAAGACGCUGAGAAUUUCAUCAAAGACAACCCACACCCGCAGCUGUGGUUACUGCUAGCUGAAGCAGCUUUGAAAAACUUCGAAGCGGAGAACGCGUUGGAGACAGCGGAGGCUGCGUUCGUAAGACGCAACGACUACGCGGGCAUUCGAUUCGUGAACCGCCUCAACGCCUUGCACUCCAAUGCGUUGAAGAAAGCAGAGAUCCUCGCUUACUUCAAAGACUUUGAUGCUGCUGAGAAGAUAUACCAUAAUGAGGACAGACGCGAUUUGGCGAUCGCUCUACGUAAACGUUUGGGGCACUGGUUCAGGAUAGUAGAGCUUCUGAAGAUGUCCCCGAGUACCACCGAGGCUCAAGUCAAGCAGGCGUACAGCAACAUUGGGGAUUAUUACAUCGAUAGGCAGAACUGGACUAGUGCCCUUGAAUAUUACACAAUGUCAAAUAACACAGAGGGCUUAAAAAAAUGUUACAUGGCUUUAGAGGACAAUGAAUCGUUAGCCAAACUUAUAAUGGGAUCUCCUAGAAUAUCUAAGGAAGCAUCUGGGCGGCAAAGCGUCGUAGACGAUAUAAGUGAUGGGUUAACUCAAACCCCAUCCAUUCAAAGCAUUUUGCAGUUAAAAGAGAGCGGGAGAAUGCUACAAGCGGCUGCAAUGGCGUUUCAACUAGCCAAUUUGGAGGCGUCGAAGAAAUCAUCACCAUUACGAAUCAAGAAACUAUACAUUUUAGCUGGACACAUUUACAGCCAAAGCACUGUCGAAGGGUCAUCAAGUCGCGAGGCGCUGCGCAGCUUCAAGCUGGCGGCGGCGCAGCACUGGCUGUGGCUGGCGGCGGCGCGCGCGCUGGCGCGGCCCCCGCGCGCCGACGCCGCGCUGCGCGCCGCCGCGCGCCUGCGCGCCGACGCCGACCUCCUGCACCCCGCGCAACACGUGCAGACAUGGUGUACUAUUGCGGCCAUAGCCGUCCAAGCAAGAGCUUUCGACUUGUGUUCGAAAGCGUUUAUUAAAUUGGAGGCUCUAGAUCAAAAUGCUUUUGAAAAUCUGGCCAUAGAAAUAUUCUCAAGAUGCAAACCAAAAGACUCCAAAGGCAACAAGAUAGAUUGCCCAAAUUGUCAUGUCAGCAUUCCUGAGUGGUCGGCGUCGUGCGGCGCGUGCGCGUCGCAGUUCCCCGGCUGCGCGGUGUCGGCGCGCGCGCUGCUGGCGCCGCUCGCCGUCUGGAGCUGCCCCGCCUGCGGCGCGCGCGCGCACCACCACGAGCUCGUGUUGCGGCACUCCUGUCCUAUGUGUCAUGCGCAGCUCUCCUAACACCUAAAUAAUUAUACUCUUAUACUGGUGCCGAUUCUGGCCAAUAUCAACUUAAUUUCACAGAUCUAAAACUAGCUUUGUCCCUAUCUUUCACUUAUCAUAGCUGAAGGACAGCACUAGAGCUGUCAAACUGAAAUAAGAUUGUAUUGUGCUGAAUCGACACCACUACCCAUGAUCUCACAUAUGUUGUCUAUCAUAUAGUUGCUAAAAAAUAAUAAUAUUCCAACAAUUCCGUCCAAGACACACCUACCUUGUAAGGGUUAAGAAAAUAAAAGUAGUGAAGA
Molecule: messenger RNA, 3826 nt
Organism: Pectinophora gossypiella (pink bollworm)
Lineage: Eukaryota; Metazoa; Arthropoda; Insecta; Lepidoptera; Gelechiidae
Gene: Oseg4
Product: WD repeat-containing protein 35
Exons: 22
Coding region: 423-3542 (1039 amino acids)
Biological process (GO): protein localization to cilium; intraciliary retrograde transport; non-motile cilium assembly
Cellular component (GO): intraciliary transport particle A; non-motile cilium
Molecular function (GO): protein binding
Source: RefSeq, a predicted model, not a curated record